GCGAUCGAGUAUAUAUUUUAUUUCCGAACGUUGCAAGGCGACGACAGACGAGCGGUCUGCUCACCCGUCUCUCACUCAACUCACAUAACGUUUGUUGUUGAUUCAUUCGUUGGGUGCGUGGGAAGAAGUUGUCUUUAGCGAAGAGGUUGACAGCAGGCACGCGUUGGUGGCACGCGCCGCGCCGUGUUCGUUGGCUACGUUCCUUUUAUUUUGUAGGCUAUGUUAUGUUUACGGCUUCUUGAAGAAAGAAAGGGUCCGUCCGUCAACUGUAGUAGUAAGAACGACCGAAGGAGGAGGCGCAAGGGACACAGAUCUGUGGCAGCCUUUCCAGCUGUAGUAGAGUAAUGUGGGGGUCGGGUAGUCAGUACAACACUUGCUCCCUGUGUGCGUGUGUGUAUGGCCGUGUGUGUGUGUGUGUUUGUGUGUGUUGUGUCGCUCUUCCACUGUCCUGUCUUUCGAUGGGCGCGGGGAAGGAAAGAAAGUAGUUGACGCCGAUGAUGGCCCGUCUCUAUCUGUCUCCUCCUCCCUUCCAUCCUUCUGUCUAGGUGACCCUGGUAUCGAUCCUUCGCCGUCUUGCCUGGAAUCGUCUUCACAUCGCCCUCAUCGGCGAUUCGUUCUACGUUCCUCCCCUGCAUCACCGGAUUUUGAAGAUGCUAUAGAGCGCUUCUGUUCUUCUUCUUCGUGGUUUUGAAACCAGCGGUGUUCGGUGUCCGAGGUGGAUGACCUCAGGUUCCUCCGAUCUAUUUCCUCAUUCGCGUCUCUUCCUCUCUUUACUUUGUCCCUCUCUCGAUCUGGAGUGGCGGCGACCCAUUUCUGUGCUGCUAUCGUAUCGCAGCGACAUCUUCGGUGGUUGAUGGGUGCUGCUGGGCUUGUGUGAGAGCUGGUGUGCCCUCUGUCUGGUCUGGGGAACUCGAGUGCGCGUUGUCGGGCAGCAACUUUGCCUUGAGCUGAUCGCUCUGUUUCCCAGAGGCUGUCAGAAGGCGAAGACGACCAAGAAAGUGGUAGGUGUAGACGAAGGCCGUCCGGCAUGUGUGGGGGUACGGAGUACUCUAGUUCCGUGGCCGCGGUGUGCAGAGCAUCGGACGAAGCUAUGGGAGAUCAUGGGCUGGAAGUUGGUUCGCGGAAGCCGCUCAGUCCGGGGGCUUCCAUAGAGAAGGCGGGAUCGCGGGAGAACAGCAGGAUAUCGCUGUUGGAGCUGGCGGCGAACAACGACCUCGACGGCUUUCGCCACGCUGUCGAGGUCGAGGGGGCGCAGGUGGACGAGCUGGGCAGCUGGUAUGGGCGGCAAAACGGCACGAACCAGAUGGUUCUGGAGCAGCGGACCCCGUCGAUGAUCGCGGCGUUGUACGGGAGUGUGGAUGUGCUGAGUUACAUUCUCUCGUUCUUCGAUGCGUGUGGCUGCGACAUUAAUCGCAAGUGCGGGGUGGACGGGAGCACAGCGCUGCACUGCGCGGCGGCGGGGGGAACUCCGCGCGCAGUGGAGACUGUGGCUCUCUUGCUGCGCUGUGGGGCGGACCGCGACUCGCUGGACAACCACGGACGGAGGGCGGUGGACGUCGUCUUCACUCCGAAGAUGCCUCAUAUCAAGGCUCAUCUUGAUCGGCUGUUGAGGCCUGACUCCUCCUCGCCUUCCUCUUCCUCUUCUUCUUCUUCUUCUUCUUCUGCAGCAAUCAGCGUUCCUUCCUCCUCUAGUCUGUCCCGUCAGUCUCUGUCUCCUGCCGGGCUGAAUUCGAGUACCAGUAGCUCGUUCCAUGAUAACUCGACGGCGGCCGUCGCCGUGGCUUCUCUUCCGUUUUCUUCCGUCUCUUCUCCCCCCACUCCGAACGGCUGCGACGUGACGCGAGGGAAGCCGUCGUUCUUGCAGCUCUCUUCCAACGGGUCGGCCUCGUCGUCAGAUUCUGCCCAUCUAAUGGGCGGGGGCUCUUUGUCGAAUGGGGGGAGCAGUGACGGCUCUCUUCCGGAUGUGAAGAGCAGUAUUUACGCCACCGACGAGUUCCGGAUGUACAGCUUUAAGGUGAAGUCGUGCUCUCGCGCGUACAGUCACGACUGGACGGAGUGCCCCUUCGUGCACCCUGGGGAGAAUGCGAGGAGGCGCGAUCCGAGGAGGUAUCACUACAGCUGCGUUCCUUGCCCUGACUUCCGGAAGGGUUCCUGCAGGCGCGGCGACAGUUGUGAGUACGCUCACGGCGUGUUCGAGUGCUGGCUGCACCCGGCGCAGUAUCGAACUCGCCUUUGCAAAGAGGGGUUGAAAUGCACACGGAGAGUGUGCUUCUUUGCGCACACGUCGGAGGAGCUCCGCCCUCUGUACACCACCUCCGGCUCGGCCACGUUGCCUUCUCCAAGAUGCACUUCGCCGAUCGAUAUGAGGUCACUUUCUCCUCCGUUGCCGCCCCCGUCCCCACAGUCCGUUCUGUUUCCCUACUCUCCGGCAACGUCGCCGUCGGGGCUGCCGACCCCUCCUCUCUCUCCGAGCACCUCCUCUUCUCUGUCCGUCUGGAGUCCUAACGUGCAGUCGUCCGUUCCCACACUUCAUUUGCCCACCGGAUUGCACGCGGCGCGGGUGCGAGGGCUCCAGGCGGCGCAGGCCCAGGCGCAGGCAGCCGCCGCUGCGAAGGUCCGAGCGGACGGGCACCGUUCUUCCGCCGGACUGGAGCCGGAUGCUGAUAGACUGGUUGAUUUGGCCGCUUUGUCGAUCAGCCGCGCAUCCCCCGUGCCAUCCGUGUCAUCGCCGUCUUCGUCGAGCGCCUUGACUGCCAGGAUUGGCCACGCCUUGCAUGCGAACUUCCCGAACGUUGCCGGGGGACUCCAGAUGAGCAAUGCGAGUUUGGACAGUCUCAUUUCGUCGGCGGCGGCGGCGGAGAGCGCGGGCGCACUUGGCGGCUCGAGCGCCGCCGCGGCGCUGCAGUCCGUCCUUCAGUCCCGGCAGCAGCAGCAGCAGCAGCAGCAUGCCCAUCAGCAUCAGUGGAGGUUGAACGGCUCCGUCAGCCCUCUCUCGUCGCCGAUCCGUCGGUCCGUUUCCGCAAGGUAUAGUUCGUCGGAACGCGAUCAGUCUCUCAUCGCUCUCUCACCCUCUCUUGCCGCUGCGGUGUUGAACAGGAAGCACUCGUUCUCUGGGCAUGAGAAGUACUUGGACUCUCAGUGGAGAGUCUCGGCCAACGGGGGGCCGGCGACGACGACGGCGGAAUCGUCGUUCCUGAACCUCGGCGGAUGUUCCGCGUCGUCCAUGAUGACGUCGAGCACCACCUCCUCGGGCGUGGAUCUUUCCGACUGGGGUUCCCCCACGGGGAAGUUGGACUGGGGAGUCAGCAAUGAGCAGUUUGCGCGGUUCCGCAAGUCCACGUCGUAUCUGCCAUCGCUCUCCUCGAGAGCUUCUUCGCUUCUCUUCGACGAGCCGAUUCCGGACUUGACGUGGGUGCAGAAGCUUGUUCGCGAAACUGCCGGCGAAGCGACGGCGGACUGCGCGGCUUCGGCGGCGCUGGAAUGUCUUCCGCGGGAAAGCUCUAUGGAGAGAAUAAUGGCUGGAAGGUGGGUGGAUCCUCUGCUGCAAGAACGCGUGGCCUAGCUAGAUGGGUAGGGCAGGGAGGACCCUUUUCUUUCCUUCGCCGUCGGAAAUUGGCGGCGGUGUUGAAAUGUGUACUGUUGCUGUAGUGCAGUGAUGUGAUAGUGUUCAGGUGAAUUCAUUCUUUGUGUCUGGAAGAGAAAUCUCAGCCAGCCAGCCAGCCAGCCAGCAAGCAGAUGACUUCUGAAGCGAAUGGCGGGAGAGGUCUGCCUGUGAGAAAGACGUUUUGGAGGUCGAGAGGAGUGGAGAGGUGUGAUGAGCAAAAAGAACCGAGUGUUUGGCUCCGCUAUUCAGUCUCUUGUGAAAAGUGCGCGUGGCAUGGAGUAAGGGAGAGAAGAGAGGUCCUGUGGGAGGAUGUUAAAGGUAAGGAGGAGAAAUGUGAUUGAGAUUUGUUGACUCGGCUUGACACGUUUCCUCCCCCUCCGCAUGUAAACGUGGGGAGGGAGUUGUGAUAAGUCUCGUCGGUCCGUAUCGUUCGUUCGUUCGUUUGGAUAUGCCUGCGUAGAAGAUUAGGUGAGAUGGCUCCUAAGAUAAGAUUGACAGGUGAUUUCGUUCCGUUGCGUUCUGUUUCUGUCAUCGGUUUAUUGUUGUGGAUGUUUCUUUGCCGCUCAUUCAGUAAUGGGUGGGCGGAACAUAAAGAUGUAGUUUAAUCUUGAUGUUUGAGCAGUCUUAUCAUCAUCGUGAUUGAUUGAUUGAUUGAGAUCCCGCUGGUGAAUUAUGUGGCGGGAGGAGAUUAUUAUUAUGAUGAUGAUGAUUGAUGAGAAGCGUAUCGCGAUUGACUUGUUAUCAGAAUCUUGACGUUUAGCAAAAGAGAGGGAGGGAGGUAUUAUUAGUGACGACAACGAUAAUGAUGGAUGGUGCGACCCGUCUUGUGAAAAGCCAUUCCUGUGGGCCGUUCAUUGAGCCUUGAGCAGCGUUAGUGAUAGUGAUGCUGAUUUUGAUGAUGAUGAUGAUGAUGGAGAUAAAGACAGUUUUUGACAUGUUGGGAUUGUUGAAUGCCUCGAUUCAUUUUGAUAUUAGCAACCUUUUCCUUUUCCGUUUUCAAAAUUCCCUGUUGAGAUUGGAGUAUAUUUUUCCGAGAUCGUCUUCGAUGAUCUAUGUGACAUUUCGUUCACCGAGGUUCGGACUUGAUAUGACCACAUCCGUUUCCUCGGUUUUCGUUCGUUCGUUCGUUGGAUACGUUGAAAUUAUUCUUCCAUUUUGACGAUAUGCCUUGAUGAUGAUUAACACCAGCCAGUCUUCUUCACGCAAUCGGGGCCUUCUGAUCGAGGUUUGGCUUCAACUUCCGCCUCGGCGAUCCGGUUGAUGAUAUGACGGGAGGCGUUCGAAAUCGAUCUAUCAUACGAGUUAUGUUGUGUCGUCGUCCUUCUCCCGCUAUUAAGAAUGGUUUUAAAUGUUGACGAGAGUAUAAUCUUUUUCUUUGCUGAGUUGCAGACCGUCCUUCGCCGCCAUCCUAUCGUCAUUUGCCGGCAUGGUUGGUCAUUGUAGCAGCUUUGUUGGACUACAGAGAUCGGAUAGAAUAUUUGGCGUUUGCCCCCAACCUUUGAAGGGGUCGGCGGUAAGUGCGUGCUCGCGUACGGAUCCGAUUCGUUCGUCGCUUCUUGGCGUUCUUAACGGCCACGGCCGGGGGAGGUUGUGUUUUGCGCGGCGCACCUCAUAUAAGGCGAAAGAAUGUUAAUUGAGUCGGAAGGGGUUUCAAAGAUCGAGUAUAUGCUUGAAGCUGUCG
Chara braunii is the source of this 5285-nucleotide messenger RNA. NCBI's taxonomy places the organism in Eukaryota, Viridiplantae, Streptophyta, Charophyceae, Charales, Characeae. The record is from the annotation of a GenBank genome assembly.